AUGGCUUCCCCAGCAACAACAACCACAUCAGCGGCAACAACUACUAUAGGGGCAACAACAACAACCAUGGCUUUCCCAGCAACAACAACCACAUCAGCGGCAACAGCAACCACGGCUUCCCCAACAGCAACCACAGCUGUGGCAACAAGUACUAUAGGGGCAACAACAAUAACCACGACUUUCCCUACAACAACCACAUCAGCGGCAACAACUACUACAGAGGCAACAACAACAACUAUGGCUUUCCCAACAACAACCACGGGUUUCCCAACAACAACCACAUCAGCGGCAACAACUACUACAGAGGCAACAACAACAACUAUGGCUUUCCCAACAACAACCACGGGUUUCCCAACAACAACCACAUCAGCGGCAACAAUAACAACCACGGCUUCCCCAACAACAACCACAUCAGCGGCAACAACUACUACAGAGGCAACAACAACAACUAUGGCUUCCCCAACAACAACCACGGGUUUCCCAACAACAACCACAUCAGCGGCAACAAUAACAACCACGGCUUCCCCAACAACAACCACAUCAGCGGCAACAACUACUACAGAGGCAACAACAACAACUAUGGCUUUCCCAACAACAACCACGGGUUUCCCAACAACAACCACAUCAGCGGCAACAAUAACAACCACGGCUUCCCCAACAACAACCACAUCAGCGGCAACAACUACUACAGAGGCAACAACAACAACUAUGGCUUUCCCAACAACAACCACGGCUUCCCCAACAACAACCACAUCAGCGGCAACAACUACUACAGAGGCAACAACAACAACUAUGGCUUUCCCAACAACAACCACGGGUUUCCCAACAACAACCACAUCAGCGGCAACAAUAACAACCACGGCUUCCCCAACAACAACCACAUCAGCGGCAACAACUACUACAGAGGCAACAACAACAACUAUGGCUUUCCCAACAACAACCACACCUGCCCCAACAACAACCACACCUGCUCCAACAACAACCACACCUGCCCCAACAACAACCACAACUGCCCCAACAACAACCACACCUGCUCCAACAACAACCACACCUGCCCCAACAACAACCACACCUGCUCCAACAACAACCACACCUGCCCCAACAACAACCACACCUGCUCCAACAACAACCACACCUGCCCCAACAACAACCACACCUGCCCCAACAACAACCACACCUGCUCCAACAACAACCACACCUGCCCCAACAACAACCACACCUGCUCCAACAACAACCACACCUGCCCCAACAACAACCACACCUGCUCCAACAACAACCACACCUGCCCCAACAACAACCACACCUGCUCCAACAACAACCACACCUGCCCCAACAACAACCACACCUGCUCCAACAACAACCACACCUGCUCCAACAACAACCACACCUGCUCCAACAGCAACCACAGCUGCUUCAGCAAUAACCAAAUGUAAAACACCACGUUUCAUCGUCAUAUUGUUUAGGCAUAGAAGUGAUUAAGCCCAGCCAAAGAGGUGGUAAAUCAACUUUCUCAGAGAGGGAAAAAUUCUUGAUCUUAGAUUUUAGCAGUG
Molecule: messenger RNA, 1550 nt
Organism: Micropterus salmoides (largemouth bass)
Lineage: Eukaryota; Metazoa; Chordata; Actinopteri; Centrarchiformes; Centrarchidae
Product: mucin-5AC-like
Exons: 1
Coding region: 1-1479 (492 amino acids)
Source: RefSeq, a predicted model, not a curated record